CGAAACACCAACUAUCAAGGCCAAAGUAUCAAGUCCGCUAGAAAAUAGUUUGUAACAGAUAGAUAGUUACAGGUUUCUGCUAACAUUAAUGAUCGACAAUCCACUAGAAUGCCCAACAAAUCUCGCCAACAACCCACAUCGCACAUCAUCAAAGACGAAGUAACCUAACCGACUGACAUCGCAAUACAAUGCAUCAUGCAUAACACGAUCACACUGAGUUUGACCCUAUUGAUCGCUUCCGUCGAAUGCUGCCCCUUUCCCUGCAUAUGCAGAUGGAAGAACGGCAAGCAGACCGCAGAAUGCGUAGACAAGGACCUGCUGAUAAUCCCGGAGGGCCUCGACUCCACUACCCAAGUCCUCGAAUUCUCGGGCAACAAUUUGAGAACGUUGCAUCACGAGAAAUUCCAACAACUGGACUUGAUCAACUUGCAGCGCAUACAUCUGUCUAGUUGCAGGAUUAGCGUGAUAAGCGAGACAGCUUUCAAAGGAUUGACGAACUUGGUUGAGUUGGAUUUAUCAAGUAACUUCCUGGAUUCCGUUCCCACUGGAUCUUUCCGGGAAUGCCCAUCGCUAAUGAGGCUGACGUUGACGAGUAAUCCCAUCAAGGCGUUAGAACAAGGAGCGUUCCGUUAUUUAUCACUUUUGAACACUUUGGAGCUGAGCAGUUGCGAUAUCUCGAAGGUGGAUGCUGAAGCUUUUCAAGGGCUGUACAGUCUGGAGUGGUUAUAUCUGGAAAGCAACAGGAUGAAGACAUUUCCCGCCUCCUUACACUUGCCUGCUAGCUUGAAAGGAAUUCAGCUUCAGGAGAAUCCCUGGCAGUGUGACUGCAACUUACUGGAGCUCCACUCGUUUUUGCUGCAGUUCAUGUACCCCUUUUCCAUAGAGCCGCUGUGUGACAGUCCGAAGGGCUUGGCAGGUCGCAAGAUCAAGGCCUUACCUAGCGAUGUCUUAGCCUGUCUGCCAGAGGUGAGUCCCACCACGUUCUACCUGGAAAUAGACCAGGGAAAAAACAUAUCACUCACGUGCCAGGUUGAGGCUGUUCCUGAGGCAGCGAUCAGCUGGUACUUUGAGGGUCAGCUGCUGCAGAACAACUCUCUCCCAGCCCCUGGUCUGAGGUUGCUAUACUUCCUGGAAAGAGGAUCCUUGAGCAAGCGCAGCGAGCUGCAUCUUUACAACGCUCAUAGCGAAGAUAGCGGGACCUUCAUUUGCAAUGCAGAGAACACCGCUGGAAACUCACACGCCAACUUCACCAUCCGCGUCAUGCUAAAACAAGAAGCUAGAGUAGACCUGGACGAGGUCCCUUAUGAAUUCAUCCUCAUAGUCACCUUCGCGACUUCUUUAUCCGUGCUGAUACUGCUGAUGGCAGCUGUUUUCUCGGCGAUGAAGUGCCGUCGGCAUUCCCGGAUGAGGAAAAAGCGACACGAUUCCAAGGUAGCUUUGGGCAAUUACAGCACCGAUAAUUCUUUGAAAGAUAGCGUUAACGAGUCUCUGGAGAGCAGUAGGAGCGCCAAUUACGCAGAAAUUAAAUUUCGUGAGGAUCUCGCAAAUCAGGAAGGGGUGUCGCUGGUUGUUAUUGAUCAGGAGCUCAAGUUCUACCAGGAGCAGAACCCGGACCUUAUCGACGGGACGGACGUCAUCGAGAAGGGGGAUGGAGCGUUGCGGAGACAGAAGUCGGUGUCGAGGAACGUGCGGUUUGACUAUGUCGGUGACGAUGGAGUGAGUGAGUGCGGGAUGUUCAUUGUGCCCGGUGACGUGCGGGUUUUUCCAGGUAUGAACCAUUAUAAGACGCUGCCGAAUAAGAGAAGGACUGCUGCAGCACCCUCUGGUCGAGUGUCGAGAGAAGCUGAAUUCCUCAACCGGAGCAGUAUGAUCCACCCUCAACAGCAGGCUUACGAAUUUUUCGGCAGUGACAUACGACAUACCGCGGACGGAUAUCCAGCUAGAACGACUGAUAAGUGUCUGCAAGCAGGGGAACCACCACUAGAAGUGAAUAAAAAAAAUGCAGCUGAAGAUUCAGAAAAUGUAUUCUAGAAAGAAGUGUAUAGAACUUGUUGUAGAUGGACUUUCAGUUUCUGAUUGAGAGCAAAACCAAGACAUUUGUUUGUCUGAAAAUUGAGUUGUGUUAGGAAAACACCCAAAUUGUCAGACUUUUACUUUGGGUGGCAAACGUCAUCAGAUAUCAUCAUUUUGAAAAAAUAUUGUGUAAC
Leptinotarsa decemlineata (Colorado potato beetle) is the source of this 2207-nucleotide messenger RNA. RefSeq lists its product as uncharacterized. Gene Ontology annotation, molecular function: protein binding. Lineage: Eukaryota; Metazoa; Arthropoda; Insecta; Coleoptera; Chrysomelidae. The record is from RefSeq and is a predicted model, not a curated record.